This is a messenger RNA of Quercus lobata, 3108 nucleotides long. Its product is annotated as TMV resistance protein N-like. The transcript is spliced from 7 exons. Gene Ontology annotation, molecular function: ADP binding. The coding region runs from base 1 to 3108 and encodes 1035 amino acids. The record is from RefSeq and is a predicted model, not a curated record. Gene Ontology annotation, biological process: defense response; signal transduction. Lineage: Eukaryota; Viridiplantae; Streptophyta; Magnoliopsida; Fagales; Fagaceae.
AUGAGGACUCAAGGAAUCUCAUCGUCAUCAUCAUCCUCUUCUUCUUCAACACCUCGGUGGAAUUUUAGAAAUUUUUUUGUAGAUAUUGUAUUUGCCGUUUGGCGAUGGAUUGGCGUUUGGAUUUUUAGGAAAAAUGAAGAACUUGAGAGAGGAAAUUGUAUUUCACAAGAGCUUAUACAAGAAAAAGAAGAAUCAAGUCAGGGAGCCUCAAUGUCAUCACCAUCUUCUUCUUCAACACCUCAAUGGAAAUAUGAGGUGUUUCUCAGUUUUAGAGGAGUGGAUACCCGUAGAGGUUUUACUGACCAUCUAUAUGCUGCUUUACAACGGAAAGGCAUUUUGACCUUUAGGGAUGAUGAAGAACUUGAGAGAGGAAAAUCUAUUUCGCCGGAGCUUUUGAAAGCAAUAGAAGAAUCGAGGUUUGCUAUUGUUAUUUUCUCAAGAAAUUAUGCAUUUUCAACAUGGUGCUUGGUUGAACUUGCACAUAUCGUUAAAUGCAUGAGAGAGAGAAAAUUGAUGAUUUGGCCUAUUUUUUAUGAUGUGGAUCCAUCUGAUGUACGGAAACAGACAGGAACUUUUGGACAGGCCUUUAAUGAUCAUGAAAAACGAUUUAAAGAUAACAUAAAGAUGGUGGAAAUGUGGAGGGCUGCUUUGAGAGAAGUAGCAAAUCUCUCAGGUUGGCAUUUACAAGAUAGGGAAGAUUCAAAAAUGAAGGGAUUGCCUCAAUUACAACAGCAGCUUCUUGCAGACAUUUUGGGGGACCAAAAUAUAAAAAUAAGGAAUGUUUAUGAAGGGGUUGACAUGAUUAAGAAAAGGUUGUGUCAUAAAAAAGUUUUACUUGUUAUAGAUGAUGUUGACCGAUUGGACCAAUUAGACAAAUUGGCUGGAGAGCAAGAUUGGUUUGGAUUGGGGAGUUGGAUCAUCAUAACAACUAGAGAUGAACAUGUGUUGGUCCAACAUGGAGUACAUAAAAGGUAUAAGCCUGAAGUAUUAAAUAAUGAAGAUGCUUCAAAACUUUUUUGUUUGAAAGCCUUCAAAAUGGAACAACCCAAAGAAGGUUAUAUGCAGCUCUCUCAGGAAGUUGUAAAUUAUGCUAAUGGCCUUCCAUUAGCUCUUGUUACUUUGGGAUCCUUUUUGGUUGGAAGAACAGUAGAUGAAUGGAAAAGUGCAUUGAAAAGUUUUAAAAAAACUAAAGGAGAUAUAUUUGAUAUACUUAAAAUAAGUUAUGAUGGAUUGGAAGAAAUGUGGAAGGAGAUAUUCUUAGAUAUUGCAUGUUUCUUUAGACGGAGGAAGAAAGAUCAAGUAAUACAGAUAUUAGAGAAUUGUGAUUUCGAUGCAAUAAUUGGUAUUAGUGUUCUUGUGGAAAGAUCUCUCCUAACUGUGGAUGAUGGUGAAUAUUUGGGGAUGCAUGAUCUACUAGCAGAAAUGGGUCAAAAAAUUAUUCGUUUUGAAUCAGGUGGGAAUCUCGGAAAGCAGAGUAGGUUGUGGCUUACUGAGGACCUACUUCAUGUAUUGAAGAACAAUAUGGCAACGGAUGAAAUUCGAGCCAUAGCUGUCAAAUACGAGGAAGAGCAUUUAAACUUUGAAGAAUUUCCUGAAAUGUUUUCAAAGAUGUCUAAUCUUAGAUUGCUGAUAAUUAAGAAGCCACUGAGAUUUGGAAAGCUGGACUCCCCGAAGGCCCUCAAUCCUGGGCAUCUUGCUAUUCCUAAUGAGCUAAGACAUCUUUCAUGGGCAUCAUGUCCUUUAAGAUGUUUGGCAUCUAGUUUCCAACCAAAGGAGCUUGUUCAACUUGGCUUGCCGCAUGGCACAUUUGAAUAUCUUUGGGAAGGAGCAAUGCAUUCAGUCAAGUUAAAGUUCAUCGAUCUUAGUUUUUCAGAAAACCUUAUUAGGACACCUGACUUUUCAGGUGUUCCGAGACUUGAGGGACUAAAUCUUUCUUGCUGCGAUAGUUUGGUUGAGAUCCACCCAUCUAUUGGACAACUCAGCAGGCUUCAGUAUUUAAAAUUGGAUAGCUGUGAAUCUCUUACUGAUCUUCCCAGCAUGUCUGCUGAAAUGCAAUCCCUUACGCUUCUUGAUCUUUCUUGUUGCUACAAUUUCAGUUCAAUUCUGAAAUUUACUGGAAUUAUGAAAAGCCUAUCAAAAAUCUAUUUGGGUGCGGCUGCUAUUAAGAAACUAGCACCCUCAUCAAUCCAGUGUUUGACUGCCCUUACUUUAUUAGAUCUAAGUUCCUGCAAAAAUCUCGAAUGUCUUCCAAGCAACAUGGAUGAUUUGAGGUCUCUUGAAACACUCAUUCUUCGCGGAUGCAAAAAACUAAAAUCAUUGCCGAGGCUUCCAUCAACUUUAAGAUUUAUAAAUGCUCAAUGUUGUUUUUCUCUAAAACCGUCACCAGCACUGGUCAAACUAAGUAGCUUGUCACAACCAGUCUUCCGGUGGCAUCCGUAUGAUGAGAGCGGCAGUGGAGUAGCUUUUACAAGAUUGUUCCGUUACCUACAGGGACUCCUUUGUCUUAAAACAGUUUGUGAAACUUCUUCCAAAAGGAAAGAGGAUGGAUCUAUAACUGAAUUUCAGAUAACUAUUCACGGAUUUGAAAUUCCAUCAUGGUUAACUCAUCAAAGUGUGGGAAAUUCAAUAAGCAUAGAGCUGCCUUCAAAUUGGUGUAAUAGUAAAUGGAUGGGGUUCGCUCUCUGUGCAUCAGUAUCAGCUUGUAAAGGGAAUAGAUUUGGUGUUGGAGCUCGUGUGACAGCCCUUGGUGAUAUGACUCAGAAUCACUAUGCCUCUGAACUUUUCAAUACGUUCAUGCAUUGUGAGGACAGUAUUUGGCUAUUGUAUUUGUCUCGUGAUGAUUGGUUUGCUGCUGUUGGGAAUGGUGAAUGCCGUAAGAUUAAGGUUAUAUUUGAGACCUAUGACUCAGCCUUUCAUGUACAUGAAUGUGGGGUCAAUUUGGUGUACGAGCAAGAUGUGGACGAGUUCAGCCAAACAAAUGCACAAUGUUUGAUUGAGAGCUUUGGGAAAGGUUUCAUCUCUGAAUUCACUAGUAAUGACCAUCUCAAACAACCUUCGUCGUUGGCAAGAAGGAAGCAAACUCCAAUUACACUGAUUAAUAAUGAGUGA